CCGUACUGGCUCGAGCGCAGACCCCGCCGCGGGCCGCGGGCCAGCCGACCCCGGCCUGCCACGGCCCGCCACGCAUGGAGGGCGCCCAGUCCUCGGCGCGCCCCCCUCGGGGCCCAUGGCGGGCGAGCCCGCCGCCUCGCCCGCGGCGCUCGACGGGCGCCUGGAUCUGCAGGAGAUCUGCGCCGGGAGCUGAGCCAGAAGGAGGCGGAGUUGGCCGCCCUCCGCCUGCAGCUGCGCCAGAGGGCCCAACAGGACAGCGCCGGGGCGGGCGGCGGGCUGGAGGCCGAACGGCCGCUGGCCAUCGUGAUCCCGAUGGUCGGGCUCGGGAACGCCUUUGCGCAGGCCGGGUUUCGGUACCCCAAGCCGCUCGUCAACAUCGUCGGCCGGCCCGUUCUGUUAUGGCUGCUGGACCGCCUGAGGCCCUCGCCCAAGGACCUGGUGCUGCUGGCGGUCCCCGCCGUCAUGGAGAGGCAGCACGGCGUGUCGAAGAUAGUGUCGCGGGAGUACCCCUCGCUGUCGAUGCGGGUCGUGAUCCUGCCGUUCGAGACUCGCGGGUGGGUCGAGACCAUCCUGGCAGUCUCCAGGCAGCUGACCGCGAGGGAGUUGCGGAUGCCGCUCGUCACGCUGGACUGUGCCACCCUCUACCACGGGUGGAACCUCCUGGAAAAGGCGCGAGGGCUUCCCGAGGGUAUUGGCGCAUCGGUGUUCUUCGACACCGAAAACAGCGCCGCGAAGCUGAUGAGCAUGGGCGCAGUGGCAUCGCAGUUCUCCUACCUGAAGCUGGGCGAGGGGGACACGAUCACGGACAUCCGCGAGAAGAGCGUGAUCUCGUCCUACGCAAACACCGGCGCCUACAUCUUCAAGAGCGCCAAGGCGUUCAGGGCCGCCGCCGAGGAGAUCCUGAACGCUCCGGAGGAGGCCGCGCAGACCGGGCUGUACGCAUCCGUGCUGAUUGCCUCCAUGCUCGCGAAGGGUGAGAGCUUCGUCGGGCUGCGGGUGGAGUCGUCGCUGUUCGCGAUCGUGGCCACGCCCAGGCAGCUGGAGGCCUUCAUCUGGCGGGUCUCGAGCGGGGAGGUGGCCACGCACCGCAAGAUGCGCUUCUGCUUCGACCUCGAGGCCACGCGUGCCCCACAGCAAACCUGUCCGGGAGGGUGA
Messenger RNA from Prorocentrum cordatum, 1155 nucleotides. Lineage: Eukaryota; Dinophyceae; Prorocentrales; Prorocentraceae. The record is from the annotation of a GenBank genome assembly.